AUGGUUCGAAUCCGCGAGUUCGCCGUGGAGCGUUGGAUGGAUCUCUACGAAAACGACGCAAAGCACAACCUCGCCGAAACAUGCUGUGCCUCAAUCUCCCUAAGUGAUCUACUCUCCUUUUCGAGCAAGAAGGAUCUGGUAGACUAUAGCCAGAAGCAGGUCUAUGGCGCGAUCCGGGGCUCAGAGGCACUGAGAACCAACAUCGCAAAUCUAUAUUCCCAAUCUGUCUCUGCAGAUGGUGUUCUUGUGACGAACGGCGCUAUCCAAGCGAACUUCCUGGCGCUCUAUACGAAUGUCGGCCCUGGGGAUCAUGUCAUUUGCCAGUAUCCGACGUAUCAGCAGUUAUACUCUGUGCCCGAGUCUUUUGGUGCAGAGGUCAGUCUGUGGAAGUCGAAUGAGGAGAACGAAUGGGCAUUGGACUUGAAGGAGUUGAAGGCUUUGAUUCGGCCAAGUACGAAGGUGAUUGUUUUGAACAACCCCCAGAACCCCACUGGAGCUGUCCUUCGCCGCGAAGAGUUGCAAGCAAUUGUUGAUGUUGCACGUGAGCAUGACAUCCUCAUUCAUUCUGAUGAGGUGUAUCGACCUCUUUUCCAUUCUCUCAAGGGCGAGGAGAUUCCACCGUCUAUCCUAAAGUUCGGAUAUGACAAGGUGAUUUCUACCGGUUCCAUGUCGAAGGCAUUCAGCUUGGCUGGUAUCAGACUAGGCUGGAUUGCGUCCCCAAAUCCCGAAAUCGUUGAAGCGUGUGCAUCUGCCCGUGAUUAUACGCUUAUAUCAGUUGGCCAGAUUGAUGAUGGUGUAGCUGCACAUGCCUUGUCUAGUCCGUGUGUGGAGAAUUUGCUGCAGCGCAACUUUCAACUAGCCAGGCAAAAUCUUGAUAUACUCGAGACGUUUGUGACUGAAUUCAACUGGGCUGUGAAAUGGACCAGACCUCAGGCCGGAACAACUGCGUUUAUCAAAUUUGUUGACAGGAAAGGACAAGCUAUCGAUGAUGUUGUCUUUUGUCAAAAGUUGCUAGAGAAAACUGGCGUGAUGCUGGUACCGGGAAGCCAGUGUUUUGGAGAUGGUGCUGACUUCCGUGGCUUCGUCCGAGUGGGCUAUGUUCCUGAACAUGAGGUGAUGGUCGAUGGCCUGCAAGAAUUGAGGAAGUUUAUGCGUGAGGAGUAUGAGAAAUUGCUAUUGCUGCAGUGA
Penicillium nucicola is the source of this 1188-nucleotide messenger RNA. Its product is annotated as putative aminotransferase. Gene Ontology annotation, molecular function: catalytic activity; pyridoxal phosphate binding. Gene Ontology annotation, biological process: biosynthetic process. NCBI's taxonomy places the organism in Eukaryota, Fungi, Ascomycota, Eurotiomycetes, Eurotiales, Aspergillaceae. Bases 1 to 1188 code for a protein of 395 amino acids. The transcript has 3 exons. The record is from RefSeq and is a predicted model, not a curated record.